AGCAAAGGAGAACCAUGCUUUCGCUUUAACUUUCACUGCAUCAUAUAAAGAGGAUAAAUGAGGCCAAUCAACGGUUGAGUUAUCCUCUUACUGGGCGUCGAAAUGAAUCCUGACCGUCGAAAGAAAGAUAAUAAAAAAGGCAAAAGGGCAGGGAAAAAAGACCAAGGGGUCCCAUAUGCACGAACGUGACAGUCCCACACGCUGUAAAGCUUCAUUAACAGUGAACUUUAAGACUCACCAUAAAACCCUAUCAAACCCCUCACUUCUCUAAACACUUCAUCUAUGCUUCCUACAAGAAAUUAGAGAUCAAGUCUACUCUUUAACUUCCCGCUGGAAACCACUUUUGGUUUUACUGUAGCCGGAAAACCGCCUUUUCCCUAUAUUUUUCCCCAGGAAACCGCCAUCAAGCUGCAUUUUCCGACUAGAACAUUGAUCACCAUUGGCAUGGGUUUUGCAUCGGAAAACCGCCAUUUCUUUCCGGGAAACCUCGACUAAGCAGGGUUUAUCCACCUCAACACAAAACCACCGUUUCGUAACGGAAAACCACCAUUUCUCGCCGAAAACCCCCUCUUCAUUACUCCACCUUAAUACCAAAACCACCAUUCCCUCUCUCUUCCCACCAUUCCUCACCACUAGAUACCCCAUUUCCCAUCAUUCCCACACCUGAAAAUAAGACCACCAUCAAGAAAAAACUGCAACUCCAUUUAUUAGCUGUUUCUGACUAAGAAACCACAAAAUCUCACCGGAAAACCACCAUUUCUCACCGGGAGACCAGCAUCUUGCACUAUAUGGAGAUCCUAGCCCAAAUCUGGUCAUUUCUAGGCCUCUUAACUGUCCUCCAAAAUGUGUUACCCUCUCAAAUCCUAACCCUAAUCCUCUCAUGGUAUGAAUCUCUGCAAGACCUCAUUUCCCCUUACUCAUAUUUCGAAAUCCCGGAAUUCAACGGCUACUGCUCCGUCGAGCCGAACGAGCUCUACCGCCAGAUCCAGCUCUAUCUCCAGAGCCUCGGCACGUGCCUGAACUCUCGAAGGGUGACAGCCACACGUGCCAAAAACUCGCGCCAGAUCUCGUUCAUGGUGGCCCCGAACCAAUCUUUCGACGACACGUGGAACGGGCGCAAAUUCUUGUGGACCCACCACGUCGAGACAGUGCAGGAGUCUCUCGAGGAGAGGCGAAGUUUCGGGCUCAAAAUCUCGAAGAGGGACCGAGAAUUCGGCCUCAACCGAUAUUUCGAGAGGAUCGCGAAGAUCGCCGAGGAAUUCGAGAACUCGUCAAGGGAUCGCCGGCUUUUUACAAAUAACGGCCACGGGGGGUUCGAAUCGGGGUGGGCCUCUGUUCCCUUCCGCCACCCCGCCACGUUCGAGACCCUCGCCUUCGACCCCAAGCUGAAGGCUGAAAUAACGUCCGAUUUAACGGCUUUCUCAAAGGCCCGUGACUUUUACAGUCGAGUGGGCCGUUCAUGGAAACGGGGUUAUCUACUUUACGGACCGCCGGGAACCGGUAAAUCGAGUUUAAUUGCGGCAAUGGCGAACUUCUUACACUACGAUGUUUACGAUUUAGAGCUCACCAAAGUCUCUGAUAACUCAGAGCUCAGAGCUCUCCUCAUUCAAACCACGAACAAAUCCAUCAUUGUCAUUGAAGACAUCGACUGUUCCCUAGAUUUCUCCGACCGGAAUCUCAAUUUCCGGCGGAGAAAGUUGCCCGAAAACAGAAAACACUGCCAAAAUGGGCCAGAAAAUCCCGGGCAAGUCACACUCUCUGGCCUCCUGAAUUUCACUGAUGGGCUCUGGUCGUGCUGCGGGGAAGAGCGUAUAAUCGUAUUUACUACGAAUUACAAAGACGCGAUCGACGUGGCACUUAUCCGGUCCGGCCGCAUGGACAUGCACAUACGGCUUGGGCCGGCGGGGUUCGACGCAUUUAAGACUUUGGCCUGUAAUUAUUUGGGAUUAAGAGAUCACAGGCUUUUUGAGAUUAUAGAGAGAGAGAUUAGUGAGGGGGGGAGGUUAACACCAGCUGAGAUUAGUGAAAUAAUGGUGAGGUUUAAGGGGGAUGUUGAUAACGCCCUCAGGGAGGUGGUAACGGCGUUGAAAGAGAGCGUUAUGGAAUUUGUGGACGAGAAAACGGAUAGUUUUCAGGGCGUUGUGGGGUCGCCGUUAAAGGGCUUUGGUAUGGCGGGAAAGGGUAAGAAAGGGGGGCUGACGUGGCAGGAGAAGGUGAGGUGUUUGGUGCGUGUUAAGAGUUUGAUGAGGUCUUCUUCCUCUUCUUCUUCUAAGAGAGGGAUUUAGGGUUUUUUUUGCUCUUUUUUUUUUUUUCCUAUAUUUCUAUUUCUCUUUUUUUUUCUUUUUUUUUAUUAUUUUUUUUUCCUUUUUUUUUGGAAUAACUUCCUUGUAAUAACAUUAUAACAUUGUUGAGUCUAAUUGUAAAAAAGGUGACCGCCGAGUUUUGCCGGAGUUUCCUAGUUUCAU
Messenger RNA from Amborella trichopoda, 2465 nucleotides. Its product is annotated as AAA-ATPase At4g30250. The record is from RefSeq and is a predicted model, not a curated record. Gene Ontology annotation, molecular function: ATP hydrolysis activity; ATP binding. NCBI's taxonomy places the organism in Eukaryota, Viridiplantae, Streptophyta, Magnoliopsida, Amborellales, Amborellaceae.